GUUGUAGAUAUCGUCCUCACAAUCGUGGCUUCCAUUGUCACAUCCUUCCGCUUGUGUCUUCGUACGCGGCAGCGUCGUCUAUGGAUCGACGAUAUGUGGGCAGCCCUCGGCAUGAUAUUCAUCUUCAUGUUAUUAAUUGCCGAUUGCUUGUAUCUGCAAGACUACGUGGCGGGGCUGACGUGCACGCACAGGUCAUCGAGGCUAUCCAUAUUGUUUACCGUUGUGCGACUCACAGUCCCGGGAACUUCUAUUAGGAAGACUCUUAUAUCCAUCGCCAUUACCUUCGGCGUCGUAUGGGCUCUACUUUUUUCACAAGUGUGGUGGGUUUGCGAAACUGAGCCCGGCUGGAAAAGACUCCCACAUCCGCAGUGCGAUCUCGGCAGAAGUGUUGCGAUAGCGCAGAUAAUCACCGACGUUCUAGGAGACGCUGUCCUCAUCUUCGCUCCAUUCUCCCUCAUUUACAGAGUCAGAUUGUCGAGCCCGCAAAAAAUCCGGGUACUAGCCGUCUUCUCUGCAUCGAUGAUAACCACGAUCGUCAGUCUCGCCCAUGCAUAUUACAUCUUCUCCGGUGGAGGGACAAAGGAGGUCAUGGCUGCUAUAGUCGAGGCUUCCAUGUCUCUAAUCGUCGCUAACUUGAGCGUCGUCGUCGCUUUCUUCUUCCAUUUGAGUGCAGAAGAUGAUUCGACUCCGGCGUCCAUCGUAACUUUCGGAUCACUGCCUAAGAGGCGCGUUCGGGAUCCGCUCGCUACGACUAUUACAGGUGCUGAAAGUGCCCCGAUCGUACUGGAGGACCUCUCUCAGUCGCAUCCCCGUUCUCUCAAGACAAGAGACGACGACGAGAUUACUUUGGACAUCAAGGAGGGAAGACAGACGAAGCCGGAUGAUUUGUGUUAG
This is a messenger RNA of Suillus discolor, 894 nucleotides long. RefSeq lists its product as uncharacterized. The record is from RefSeq and is a predicted model, not a curated record. The transcript has 4 exons. The annotation marks the transcript as partial. Lineage: Eukaryota; Fungi; Basidiomycota; Agaricomycetes; Boletales; Suillaceae.